UCAAUUCCAUCAGAUACAGCCACUCUAAACAGCUGCAACACGUGCGGCCUGAAAUUGUUUUGGUUUUAGCAGCAGCCUUUUUCGCAAACUAAACAGCCUUACCAUGAAGAUCCGCAAGAAUCAUAGAGGCAAGCACUACCGCUACAACGUGAACCGCAAGACGCUGAACAAAACGCGCAGCUCCACGGGCAAGAUCAAGGAUCCCAAGCUGAAGAAGAUGUGGAUGGAGCACCAGCGCGUGGGCACCAACUUCGCCGAGAUGGGCUUGGCCAAGGACGCCAACAAGGCCAUUUCUAUACCAAGCUACAAAAAGGACCGCCUUCAUGCGGCAAAGGUGGUCAACGGGUUCAUCGAGGAGGAGCUGGACGAGGACGAGCGCCGGGUGUUGGGCCUGAAGAAACCACCUGUGGAGGAGGCACCAAAACGGGGGCAUGUGGUCCAGGAGCUGGAGCAACUGGCCAGCGAGCGGGCAGAUCCCGAGUUCAGAUUACCCAAGGGCGUUGUGAAGGAGCUCACCUACUUCCUCAACAAACACAAGUUUAACUACAAGGCCAUGGUCGCGGAUCGCAAGAAUUUCGGCCAGUGGACCUGGCGACAGUUCCGCCUGAAAAUACGCAGGUUCAUGUCCAUUCCGGAGCAGUUCAACAUUUAUCUGGAGCAGGAGAAGCUGCCAGUGGGCGUGAAGCCGGACUGGGAGGAGUACGAGUCGGACAGUGAAUGGACCUUGUAAAUGAUUCGGAUCUAUCAUAUGCCUAUGUAAUGCCUAGAUUUAUCUUUUAUCUUUAAAUAAACAGAAAUAGAAACGUA
Messenger RNA from Drosophila kikkawai, 807 nucleotides. Its product is annotated as nucleolar protein 16. The record is from RefSeq and is a predicted model, not a curated record. Lineage: Eukaryota; Metazoa; Arthropoda; Insecta; Diptera; Drosophilidae. Gene Ontology annotation, biological process: ribosomal large subunit biogenesis. Gene Ontology annotation, cellular component: nucleolus.